AUGGAUAUCACUACUUGUACUAUUUUUGUUAUUUUUGUUUUGAUAAUAUUUAUCUUGUGUGGAAUAUUUUACAAUUAUUAUGUAAAACAAAAUGAAUCGACGCUGCUAACUUUAGUUGUUUUUAUUUUAUCCCUAAGUACGACCUUUACUUUGGUUUUGUUCAUACCAAUAGAUAUAUAUCUAGUAUCAAAUGGGAACCUAGAGAUAUCGAAUUUAGAGAUAAGUCAGAAACUUAUAUCCCGAUUUUAUAAGUCUAUGUUUUGGACACUAAUAUUUGAAGCAUAUAUUUUAGUUCCGUUUUCCUAUUUUUAUCUUAAAAAUCAAAAAUCAUAUAAGAAUGAAUUUGAUGAUAGUUUAGAAGCUUGCGAAAAUGUGAUCGAAUCCUUAAAGAAAACAAUAUAUUUUAUAUUUUUUUUAGUUGCACUUUCAAUAAUUGGUCUAAUUUAUCGACCUGGACAUAAAAUUUCAAUGGAAAAAGGGAAAGAAUUGGAUUAUAUUUCUGAUCUAUUUGAUGUAAAACAUACUGGAGAAUCUGCUAUUCUGUUUUUGAUGGGAUGUGUUGUCUUUAUAGGCGUAUCGUUUUGGGUUUCAUACACAAGUUAUGGAUUGGCUUGUUUACCUAUCGAACUAUUGAAACAAAAGGAUAUCGAAUAUGACAAAAAAGAAAUCGAGCAUCGUUUUGAAAAUUUAAAGGAGAAAGAAGCCCUGAUCAAAAAAAAAUAUAAUACACCAAAUGAAAUAAAGGAGGAUGAUAAACUCGAAAUUGUAAAAAUUAAUAACAUGAAAAGAUUGCUGAGCAAGUAUAAUUACAAACUCCAGGAAAUUGAAAAAACAUCAGAGUCUUGGGUGGCAUAUAUAUUAGGAAUAGCAUUUACAUUUAGAGUUUUAACGGGGCUAAUAUUUUUGGCGUUCUCAUCGAUUAUAUAUCUGUCCCUUUUGGCGUCCAUAACGGAUAAAUACUUUAACUCCAUUUGCGCUUACAAGUGUGGAUUCGUUUUGGACCAAAUAAAUACACUGUAUAACAUGGUUGAUUCGUCCUUGAUGUUUUUUUCAAAGUAUUUUCCUUUGGAUAUUUUGGUCAUAGCAAGUUUGGCUUUGUACAUUUUUUGUUGCUCUGUAUAUGGAAUUGUAAAUGUGGGAAUUCGCAUUUUUUUUAUUCCACUAUACAAGCUAAAAGCUAAAAAAACAUCUCCCGAGACAAUGUUAGUUUUUUGUUUUGUCAUGAUCCACAUUAUUUUAGUAUUAGUAAUGAGUCUCCUAACGAUUGCACCGAAUUAUGUAACAUAUGGAGUACAAAAGAUAAAGAUAAAUGACGAAAUAGGAUACAUUAAAUGCUCUUUAAAAACAGACAAGCACAUUUGUAAAAUGUCAGUUCUGUCUGUAUUUUUUAACAAGAUUUUUUUCGGUAUCCCAUACUUUGCAAACAGUUACUUUUUUUCUAACUGGUUCUUUAUACUGAUGUACACGCUUUCCCUUUUGUAUACGAUAUUUUUUAAAAAGCUGAGUUACCUAGACCGAUUGAAAGACCUUGAAUUGAAUUCUGAGAGUUUGGACGAACAAAUGAAUUUACUACCUUUAGAGAAGUUGACAUAG
Molecule: messenger RNA, 1593 nt
Organism: Plasmodium vinckei vinckei
Lineage: Eukaryota; Apicomplexa; Aconoidasida; Haemosporida; Plasmodiidae
Product: LMBR1 domain-containing protein, putative
Exons: 20
Coding region: 1-1593 (530 amino acids)
Biological process (GO): protein localization to vacuole
Cellular component (GO): vacuolar membrane
Source: RefSeq, a predicted model, not a curated record